GAAAUGUGAGAUUAUGCACCAUACAUACAAACACACCGAGGUUGAUUGGGUUGCACAUCGUCCAACGUGACAGACAAAUUAACUGCGCUCUGGUCGAGAUUAAACGGUCAUGGAUCGGAGAUGAUCGAGAAUCACCAGAUCUGGCAGUUUGUCCUGCCAAGUCUCCCAGAUAGUCAAUAUACUUUUGAAAUGUCUCGUAUACAACUUGUUUGAUAUAGCCUGGACUCGGCUGGACUGACUGGAUGGACCCCUUUUUAAUCUGGUUCUGGUUAUUAGCUCCACAGCCAAGUCUGGGUGUUUUGUAUAGAAAUGCUACUCUGUAUAUAAGGGUGUAUCUGUAUACGAAAGUAGACUCAUCUAUCCAACCCAAUAACCAUCAAAAUGCAUCUCUCCAAAAUCCUCCUCCCCCUCCUCCCAAUCACACUCACUCUCGCCUCCAAUCCCAAUCCCAAUCCCAAUCCUGUCGUCCCCCGCGCCCCCGAAAGCACCGGUGGUCUCCUCAACGACCUCCCCGGCAUCAUCGACGGCGUGAAAGAUAUCCUCAGCCAAGACACAAUCGAGGACCUCCAAGUCAUCAUCAAAGGCGGGGCGACCCUUCUGGGUGGCGAUACGCCGCAGAAUCUAAAGGAUCUCCUGUCGAAGGAUAAUCUCAACCAGUUGCAGGAUAUCAUCACGAAUGCGCAUGGCUUGCUCUCGGCGAAGUUUGUGAAUAACACCGAGACGUUGAUUGAUGAGGCUACUCCGCUGGUGACUGAUGUUUCGAAAUUGCUGAGUGCGAUUUUGUCGACGAUUUUCGAGUGA
Aspergillus wentii DTO 134E9 is the source of this 801-nucleotide messenger RNA. RefSeq lists its product as uncharacterized. Bases 382 to 801 code for a protein of 139 amino acids. The record is from RefSeq and is a predicted model, not a curated record. NCBI's taxonomy places the organism in Eukaryota, Fungi, Ascomycota, Eurotiomycetes, Eurotiales, Aspergillaceae. The transcript has 2 exons.